Symbiodinium natans is the source of this 843-nucleotide messenger RNA. The record is from the annotation of a GenBank genome assembly. Lineage: Eukaryota; Dinophyceae; Suessiales; Symbiodiniaceae.
AUGCCGCGCCCAUUGCUCUCGUGUGUACUUUCUAUAUCCGUUGCAGCUUUGGCCCAUGCAACGCUGGAGGAGUCCUGCCCCCCCGGCUUGGGGUCCCGAUCGGGCAUCCUGCUCCAGCACAAGGUCGCCGAGAUUCAGUCAGAAGAGCUGACUGAGGAGCCAGCACCGUUGAAGACGUGGGCGGAACUGCGUGAAGACGAAGGGCAGGGCUUAGACGCAAAAGACAGUGAAGCCCUGACCCUGCACGACAUGCUCAAGCCGGCGGGCGGCAAGCCUCAGGAGGCCCACAUGGUUCCGCCAACGACGGUACAAAACGGACACUUUGAGCUCUGCCACCCCCAGCCGGGCAACGCCUUGGGACAGGUGUCUGAAGGCCUGAACGUCUCAUCCUCCUGGAACGAAGUCGGCGGCAGCUGCAGCAACUCAGAGGUGGUGUUGUUCUAUCCGGGGGAGACGAGUGCGGGCUUCCCGGGCUUCUCCACAAGUUGCUGCCCUGCAGACAAGGAAUUCUGCGCUGGCUGCUCAAAGCUGAACAGCGACAAGACGGGCUGUGAGGUUUGCAGCGGUGGCUUCACUUUGCGCAGUGACAAGACGUGUAUGGCUUGCGUGGAUCUACCCGGAUGGGCGAACAAGGCAGGGGAGAGCUGCAUCACCGCAAGCUGCACAAGCGAGAAGUACCAAGGCAUCAGUGCACAAGAUGCGUGCUGCAAAUGCGGAGGCGGGCAGAAGGAAGGCACCCAGUUCGCCUACUACGUCGCCCCCUUGGCGAUUGGGUCCACAGAAGUCAUCGGAUACCCGAUGCCUCGAACUGGCAGCAGCUUGCUCACAACAGGGGGUGCCUAG